AUGUCUCACCGUAAAUUCGAAGCCCCUCGCCACGGUUCCCUUGGUUUCUUGCCCAGAAAGAGAGCUGCCCGUCACAGAGGUAGAGUUAAAGCUUUCCCCAAGGAUGACCAGACCAAGCCCCUUGGUCUUACUGCCUUCCUUGGUUACAAGGCUGGUAUGACCACCAUUGUCCGUGAUCUUGACAGACGUGGUUCCAAGUACGACAAGCGCGAGAUUGUUGAGGCUGUCACCGUUGUUGACACUCCUUCCGUUGUUGUUGUCGGUGUUGUUGGCUACAUUGAGACUCCCCGUGGUCUCAGAUCCCUCACCACUGUCUGGGCUGAGCACCUUUCUGAUGAAGUCAAGAGACGCUUCUACAAGAACUGGUACAGAUCUAAGAAGAAAGCCUUCACCAAGUACACUAAGAAGUACGCUGAGGGUGCCUCUGAGAUUGAGACUGAGCUUGCCAGAAUUAAGAAGUACGCUUCUGUUGUCCGUGUCCUCGUCCACACCCAGGUCCGCAAGACUCCUCUUGUCCAGAAGAAGGCUCACCUUGCCGAGAUCCAGGUCAACGGUGGUUCCAUCUCUGACAAGGUUGACUGGGCCAAGGAGCACUUUGAGAAGACCAUUGAUGUCUCUUCCGUCUUUGAGCAGGAUGAGGUCAUUGAUGUCAUUGCCGUCACCAAGGGUCACGGUACUGAGGGUGUUACCCACAGAUGGGGUACCAAGAAGCUCCCCAGAAAGACUCACAGAGGUCUCAGAAAGGUCGCCUGUAUCGGUGCUUGGCAUCCUGCCCACGUCCAGUGGACUGUUGCCCGUGCUGGUCAGAACGGUUAUCACCACCGUACCUCUUUCAACCACAAGAUCUACAGAAUCGGCAAGGCUGACGAUGAGUUCAAUGCUUCUACUGAGUACGACCGCACCAAGAAGACCAUCACUCCCAUGGGUGGCUUUGUCAGAUAUGGUGAGGUCAAGAACGACUUCGUUAUCAUCAAGGGUUCUAUUCCUGGUUCCAAGAAGAGAAUUGUCACUCUUAGAAAGUCUCUCCGUGUCCACACUUCCCGUGCUGCCCUCGAGAAGGUCCAGCUCAAGUGGAUCGACACUGCUUCCAAGUUUGGCAAGGGUCGCUUCCAGACUCCUGCCGAGAAGCACGCCUUCCUUGGUACCCUCAAGAAGGAUCUCGAGUAA
This is a messenger RNA of Magnusiomyces paraingens, 1167 nucleotides long. Its product is annotated as 60S ribosomal protein uL3. Gene Ontology annotation, cellular component: cytosolic large ribosomal subunit; ribosome. Gene Ontology annotation, biological process: translation; ribosomal large subunit assembly. The record is from RefSeq and is a predicted model, not a curated record. The transcript has 2 exons. The coding region runs from base 1 to 1167 and encodes 388 amino acids. NCBI's taxonomy places the organism in Eukaryota, Fungi, Ascomycota, Dipodascomycetes, Dipodascales, Dipodascaceae. Gene Ontology annotation, molecular function: structural constituent of ribosome; RNA binding.